This is a messenger RNA of Knipowitschia caucasica, 1473 nucleotides long. Lineage: Eukaryota; Metazoa; Chordata; Actinopteri; Gobiiformes; Gobiidae. The record is from the annotation of a GenBank genome assembly.
AUGGACGCCCACGUAAAGGAAGGACAGCUGUACGUUCUGCACCAGAAGUUCGGAAAGAAAUGGAAGAAGAAUUGGUUUGUACUUUACCCCUCCAGUCAGAACGGCAUAGCCAGGCUGGAGUUUUUUGAUUCGCCGUCGGUGGCUGCAGGAGGCUCUCUAUCUAAUGAGAAAACGCGAAAGCUAGACAAGAAGAUCAUCCGUCUGUCGGAGUGCAUUUCUAUCCUGCCGGCCUUCACAGAGAACUGCCCAAAAGACAACAUGUCCGCAUUCUGCGUGGAAACUAACGACAAGACCCACGUGUUCUGUGCCGAAAGGAGCCUUGCCCAGGACUGGAUGGGCACCAUGUGUGACAUCGCCUUUCAGGGAGGAAGAGGCAGUGCUGUUCCUGACCCCAGCGCUGGAGCUCCAUACCUGCAGAUGUCUGAAAACCUAAUCUACUCCUCCAGAGAAGAGGUGGAUGACUUCUGGGUGAGUGUCCAGCGCUCGGAGGCCGCUGACCGCUGUGGACUUUCUGGAAACUACUGGCUGAAAGCUGAGAGUGAUGCCCUGACCCUGAAGGAGCCGCAGAACCACAGGACUGUCCAAGUGUGGCCCUAUAAGCUGCUGCGGAGAUACGGGCGCGACCGGGCCAUGUUCUCUUUUGAGGCCGGUCGUCGCUGUGACUCUGGUCCAGGAAACUUUACCUUUGACACCAAACAAGGAAAUGAGAUCUUCUCCUUGGUGGACCAGGCCAUCCAAUCGCAGAAGGCCCGGGCUGAGGAGAGCCACCUGAGCUCUGCCCCUGAUCCUGAAACGCCUUCCUCUCUGCUGCGCAUCGCCCUGCCUGGGCCAGGGACGGGCACAGGGACAGGGGGCGGCGGGGACAGCAGCAGCUGCAGCAGCAGAGAGGCAGAUGCAGACUCGGGGGGGAGUAAACCCAGCUCUGCUGAUGGAGUCCUGACCUGUAGGGAGGGAACCGAGGCAGGAGCUAAAGCCCCCCCAGGGAGCAGUGUGAAUGAGCAAGGAGGAGUGUACUCUGAGCCCGCUGACUCUGUGCACUCUAAGUCUCUAUACUCUGAGCCUGUGGACCGCCUGCAUCCCUCUCCCCCCGACCUCUACUCCUAUGUGUACGACCACAUCAACAUGGAUACCAGCGCCCUGAGCCUCACCGGGCCGGCUGGAAGAGCAGAGCAUGAGCACAUUUAUGACGAGCCCGAGGGACGAGCCAAAGGAACCAGUGGAACCCACCACAAACCAAAGACGGGCUCCAAGUUGCUCAAGCCCUUGACUGCUCCAAAACCCCCACGGGCCACAAACAAAGAUCCUCCAAAUUAUUCUAAUGUCAACAACAACAACAAUGUGUCGGGAGAGGGCCCCGAGCUCUACAGCAAAGUGUCCAAACAGAAGCCUGCACGCUCCAGCUACAGCCAGAAGGAGCACCAGAGAGCAGACCGGAGGCCAGACAUCAUCUAUGACAACAUGGGCGACAUCUGA